AUGCGGCUUUGGGUGGUUGCACUCUUGCAGAGCCAGGCCUGGGGGGUUGCCGCCUCCAGCCUGUCCCCGGUGCAAAUUGCGCAGCUGCGGCUUGCGGCAAAGUUUGCACCGCUUGACACAGAGUUUUGUGGAUCCGUGGGUGGAUUGCCUUCACCUGCUGACUUCCAACUCGCGCAAGAUCCGCUAUUCAAGUUCUUCGCGUACGAUACGCAGGACGACCUCACCUGGGUGUUGCGAGAGGAGGUUCAACAAUGCUUGGAAUCCGUGAGCAACAGCGCCGUCAAUGGUACGGAAUGGGUCGGACAAGCCAACCUUUGGGAAGCCGCGAAGGGCAUGUUCCAAAAGCUGGGCCAGAGUGUAGAUCCCAACAACUGGAUCCGUCGCCAGUGGCUGGAGUUGAACCCUACGCUUGCUGCGGAUACGGUUCUUCGAACUGCCUCCUAUAGAACAGCGCCCAUGAGCAGCUACCCUGAUGCGUCUCUUAUCCAGCAACCAUGCAAUGCGCUGUCAAACUAUGCCUACUAUGAGAUCGCUUUGAUUGCGUGCAACAAUGCGGUGAGUGAUUUUGGUGGCACAUGGCCUUGGAGAUCUGAAGCCAUCGCAGCUCCUGUGAUGCUGGCAUUCGCCUCCUUUUCCAUGCAUAGCAAUCCCAUCCGAAAUCCAUUUGACACAAAUGUCUUUGACCCUUUGGCAAUACGAGUCUUAGCCUUCCAAUUGUUUCAGGGCUAUGUUCGGAGCCUCGCAGUGGACCUCAAUGAGCCGGGUGUUGCAGUUGUUUUGGGAAUCACCCCAGACGAACCUUUUGGCGAUGCACGCGAUCUUGUGAGGCAACUUCAUAGCAUCUGGUCAGGCCCGGCAGCUCAAUGGGCUUCUGCCCAAGCCCUGAUUGAAAGUGUGCCGGAUUUUGAAAUAAGCGUCUCUUCGGUCAUCCUCAUCUUGAUGUACAACCUCCUCUCCGACACAGUUGGCCCAGGGCUUGGACGGUUCUUUUAUCGGGAGCUUUGCAUUUUUCUGGCCGAUGCCGUGGUGAGAGAGUCUGAUGGAAGAGAGGUUGGCAGAGAGAUUCUUUGCGAACUUAGUUCGCCAUUUGUGGACGCCAUCGCGUCCACAACAUGGAAACGGCCUCCAACCGUUGCUCAGGGUUGGGCUGUGCUGCUCGGAAUUCUUGAAGGCUAUGUGCAGGCUGCUUUGUGGGAGGAAUCGAUAUUGACUGAAGAGAAUUACUUCAGCCCGUGGUUUGAUCUCGUGAACUCGACGGAAUGCUGGCGCAUGCCGCAUGCCAACUGGCACCGUUUGACUGCAGUGGUUGUAAGAGAUGCUCUACAACUCAUUUUGGAGGACAUACCAGCGACUUUUGUUCCACCUGUUGCUGGAUUCCCAAACCUUAUCGACGGGCUUCCCGCAGCCAUCGGCAACGCUUUGGCUCUGGUGAACUCGGUGACUAACUUCGUCGACGGAGCCAGCGGCUUGAAUCUGUGUCGGAUAUUUGAGCUUGCAAAAUUCAAUGCUGAAGUUGGCAUCGGGUCUCUUGUGGACACUGGGACCGCAGCCCUGCCUCUGUUCGACAAGUCGCUGCUGAACCGGCCCACCUCACAGCAAGAGCCGUGA
Molecule: messenger RNA, 1608 nt
Organism: Symbiodinium pilosum
Lineage: Eukaryota; Dinophyceae; Suessiales; Symbiodiniaceae
Source: the annotation of a GenBank genome assembly